This is a messenger RNA of Aspergillus caelatus, 1704 nucleotides long. RefSeq lists its product as uncharacterized. Lineage: Eukaryota; Fungi; Ascomycota; Eurotiomycetes; Eurotiales; Aspergillaceae. The record is from RefSeq and is a predicted model, not a curated record. The transcript has 2 exons. The coding region runs from base 443 to 994 and encodes 183 amino acids.
GUUUUUCUUCCCUUGGCUUCAUUCCACUCAUACCAGCCCUCAAUCCAUUCUUCCUCCUUCCUUCCUCGUCACGUUCUUUCUAUCCAAAGCAGGUGUCGGCUUCACUCUUUCAGCUGUUCACCUCGCUGUCCAUUCAUUCUCCUUUACCAGCCUGGUCCAUUGUGUCCUGCGACCCCGUCUUUUCAGACCGCCCGACCGACCUGAUACAUUCCCUCCUUUUUGUCUCGAACGCACCACGACUAUCACAAGAUAGUCACUCUGGUUAUUGCUAUAUUCUUGUCCUUCUAUUGAAGACACUUUGCUGGAACGUCGAUACGACCUGGAUCUUUAUUGAACUAUACUUCUCCACCUGUCUUGUCGAUACAAAUAGCGUUACAGUAUAUACCUUUCGAAAGCCGAAUCCGAGAAACCGUAUGCUACUGGAGAACUCGACUAUCUAAAAAUGAUGCACCUGUUCAAGAGGCUCGUCGCCCGUGACGAUGAAAAAAGCAACGAUGAUAGACUUACUCCGGCCAUGGUCGAUCUUUUGAUCGCUCUUCUAGUUCUCGUUCUAGUCGGUAUUGCCCUUGUUGGUGCCCUUCUUGUUUUGCGCCGCAAGCGCCAAAAUCGGAAACGAUCCCAACUCCCGAUUCAUAACGGCCAGUGCACGACUCAUCAUCGCAGCCUCACAAUUUCUGCACCGCCAUAUGCCAAGACCGAGUCCGUCCUCGUCUACGAUGAGAAGAGGAGUCUCAUGGAGAACUCAUCGAGCCCUCCACCGAGCCCAGUCCCGGAGAUCCGCAUUACGUUCCCUGAAGAGGAAGAUGAAUCUGGAAAGCGCAAAUCUGGACGCAUGGUGGUUGUAAGAAUCAGCGAUGCUGGCGGUGUGGGACUGGAGCCAUGCCAUGACGAAUUGCCACCAUAUCAGUCCAGUGAUGCGGAGCGUUUCCAGUCCUUGGACAUUGAGCGCAUGGGCGGGCUCAAGGAGAAAGAGGAUGUAAAAAGAUGGUCUUGAACGAACCGUUGAUAACUAGAUACCAGCGGCCGUCUUUUCUAUCCGUGAUACCCCUUCCAACCUCUUACUCUUCGACGAUUUCAAAAAGGCAUGACGACAUCCCGGCGAAGAUUUUUUUUUUUCCGUUUCUUAUAUAUCGCCACUUGUGUUUCGUUGUAUCUUCGUGACUUGCACAUACGCGGAAUGAUAUCUCCCGUCUGACCACUGCACUACUAAUCAUUGGUGAUUUGGAGUUUCACGCUUGUCCUGUCGGGCAAUAUUCGCCCGGCGCACCCGAAGACGGCACUAAAGGCAUACCUUAGCUGAAUUGUGUAUAGCAAAGGGCGGUGGAUUCAAUUCGAGAUUUCUUUUCUUUCUUACCCCCCCAUUUCUCCCAAUUUACAUUCAUUAUUCUUAAGGCGUUCAUUUCUCGUGCUUGGUCACUCUAAUUCUUUCACCCUGCCAUGUCACUAGGGUUGGAAAGACGUUACGCACCUGUUUGUUGGAUUAUCUUCAAUUUCAUUCUCCUUUGGGGGUUUUCUUUUCUUUUCCCCCACUGACCUUGUUGUUGUUUCAACGUUCUAUUCAAUUAUCCUCCCACCAUCGUCCCUACCAUUCUCGGGUUGCCUUUAGGGUGUCUUACAGCUGGAUAAUGUAUGUAACUAGUCUGACAACGUAUUGUACGGCCACCUCUGUGUGGGCCUCAAUGGAUGCGUUCAUUCAUUUUCAAA